AAUGGUAGUAAUCAGGGAGAUAAUGAAUUUCAAGAUGACUUACCUAUUAGAACGCUUCGUGAUUAUCUACAACCCACUAGGACCAGUAGACAAUUUGUAGAAAUGAUGUGUAAUGGUGAAUUCAUGAGUAAGGAACCAAAUGAAGCUUGUGAUUAUUUUGAUCUUUUAGCAGAAAAUGCACAAGCUUGGGAUACAACAGAUAAAAAUGAAAAAUCAAAAAUAGCACCUAAUGCAAAAGGAGGAAUAUAUCUUAUAAAAGAUGAUAAUGAUGUCAAUGUAAAAAUUGCUAAUCUGACUAGGAAGGAUUGUCCUACAAUCCCUGCUUUUCAAGAAGUGUUGCAUGAUCAAGCAAAUUUCACCAAUACUUAUAAAAGACCAUUUCCAGAAACAUAUAAUCCUAGUUGGCGAAACCAUCCUAACUUUAGCUGGAGACAUGGACCCACUGCCAAUGAAUCUCAAGGAAAUUCUGUUCCUACUCCUUAUGUGCCACCACAUAGGAAAUCCCUUGAAGAUACUUUGCAAACCUUCAUGCAAGGGCAGACUCAAAUAAAUCAGCUCCAAGAACUUAAAAAUUCUGUAGGUAGAAUUGAGGCUCAACUUAAUGUUAGGGAAAGAGGGACAUUUCCAGCCCAACCUCAAUCUAACCCAAAGGGUCAACAUGAGGUCCAUGAAGCAAGUUCAUCCCAACCUAAAUUUGAGCAAGUAAAGUCUGUCACAACCCUUCGGAGCGGAAAAUCUUAUGCAAAAUUUUUAAAAGAUCUUUGUACCAUAAAGCGAAAGCUUUACGUACAAAAGAAAGCUUUUCUAACUGAACAGGUGAGUGCUAUUCUCAAACACAACACCCCACCUAAAUAUAAAGAUCCUGGUUGUCCUACCAUAUCUUGCAUCAUAGGAAACUUCAGGAUACAACGAGCCCUUCUGGAUUUAGGUGCUAGUGUUAACUUACUGCCCUAUUCAGUUUAUGAACAAUUAGGACUUGGCCGCCCAUUUCUAGCUACUUCCAAUGCUUUGAUCAACUGUCGAAAUGGAAUAAUGAAAAUGUCAUUCGAAAAUAUGACUAUAGAUUUUAAUAUAUUUAAUAUUUGUAAACAACCCGAUAAUGACAAUGAAAAUGAUGAAAUUCAUGGAGUUAAUCUGAUCGACUCCAUUGUAGAAGAUGCUCUUGUCCCAUCUCUUUCUUCUGAUCCUUUAGAAACAUGCCUCACUCAUUUCGGAAAUACAGAUAUCAACCAAAACUUUAGAGAAAUAAGUGCUAUAUUAGAUUCAGCUCCUUUGUUGGAUACAGAUAGGUGGAAAUCUUGUUUUGAAGAAUUGCCCACACGCAACAAUAGUCCUCUACCAUCUAGUGUUCAAGCACCCAAACUUGAGCUAAAAUCUUUACCAUCUGAGCUAAAGUAUGCAUACCUUGGUCAAGAAGAGACCUUUCCUGUGAUCAUAUCAUCCCAACUCGAACAAAAUCAGGAAGAUGGCUAUUCAGGUUACAACCAAAUUGCAAUUGAUCCUGAAGAUCAGGAAAAGACCACUUUUACAUGUCCUUUUGGCACAUUUGCUUACAAGAGAAUGCCUUUUGGAUUAUGUAAUGCUCCUGCAACCUUCCAAAGAUGCAUGCUCAGUAUUUUCUCCGACAUGGUUGAGCGCUUUUUGGAAGUUUUCAUGGAUGAUUUUUCGGUUUUUGGCUCCUCUUUUAAAAACUGUGUGGACCAUUUAAGACUAGUCUUAAACACUGACCAUGCUGUCCUUAAGUACCUUCUUUCAAAAAAGGAUGCUAAAGCGCGUUUAGCUUGCGGUGGUCAUUUCUCUGCUAAGAAAACGGCUGCAAAAAUUUUACAGUGCGGUUUCUAUUGGCCCACCUUGUUUAAAGAUUCCCAUAACUUUUGCAAAGCUUGCGAGCGUUGUCAAAAGUUAGGUGGGAUAACUCGUAGGAAUAUGAUGCCCCUCAACCCAAUUUUAAUUAUCGAAAUAUUUGAUUGUUGGGGAAUAGAUUUUAUGGGCCCAUUUCCUCCUUCAUUCGGAAAUUUGUACAUCUUAGUAGCUGUGGAUUAUGUCUCCAAAUGGAUUGAGGCAAUUCCUUGCAAACAUAAUGACCACAAAACUGUUCUAAAAUUUUUAAAGGAAAACAUUCUUUCCAGAUUUGGAACACCUCGAGCCAUCGUCAGUGAUGGGGGUUCACACUUCUGUAAUAAGCCUUUUGAGGCUUUAAUGCGAAAAUAUGGGAUCACCCAUAAAGUCGCCACCCCUUAUCAUCUACAAACAAGUGGACAAGUUGAAGUAUCCAAUCGAUCAAUUAAGAAUAUUCUGGAAAAAACGGUUAACCCAAAUCGCAAAGACUGGUCUUUGCGUUUAACUGAUUCAUCUGCCAUCACUUCAUCUGCCAUCACUGCCCGACUGAAAUAUAGCUGCACUGCCUCCACUAUUGAUCUCCGAAUGAUGCUCCAAUAUCUCCGAAAGAAGAAGGGCGGAAAUCCGUCCGGUCCUGGGGCCUUGUCCUCUGCCAAGGCCCAUACCGCCUCUUGCACUUCUGUAUCUGACACUGGCUGA
Messenger RNA from Phoenix dactylifera (date palm), 2538 nucleotides. The record is from RefSeq and is a predicted model, not a curated record. Lineage: Eukaryota; Viridiplantae; Streptophyta; Magnoliopsida; Arecales; Arecaceae.